AUUUUCACACUCGCUGGAACAACAAAAGCAUGCUGUUUUUCGUUUAGUGCCAUCAAAAUACACCGGCGCCUCGCAAUGGAGCUGGAAGAUCCGACAGUGACCUCGCCGGCGAUCGGCAAAAACCUCUACUGGUCAUCGUUGAUAUCAGGCGGAGUGGCCGGACUAGUGGUGGAUGUGGUAUUGUUUCCUAUCGACACGAUCAAAACUCGGCUCCAAAGUGAACGUGGUUUCGUCGCUUCCGGUGGCUUCCGGGGGGUUUACAAAGGUCUUGCGCCAACCGCGGCCGGUAGUGCGCCCACCUCGGCACUCUUCUUCUGCACGUACGAAAGUAUGAAGGCACACUUACGGCAGUACGCAACCCCGGCCCAACUUCCCUACGUGCACAUGGCUUCGGCAGCUGCGGCCGAAAUAGUGGCCUGCCUCAUUCGUGUGCCGAUCGAAAUAGCAAAGCAACGCCGGCAAGCCUUGCUGCACAAGGGCAACACGUCCUCGCUGGAAAUUCUAUACGGUGCACUCCGCAAAGAAGGCCUACGCAAGGGACUCUAUCGUGGCUUCGGAACAACGGUGAUGCGGGAUGUACCGUUUUCGCUGAUUCAAUUCCCUCUGUGGGAAUAUUUCAAGCAACAAUGGCCAGAAGUGACCGGCACCGCCCUAACGCCACUUUCGGUGGCGCUCUGUGGAGCCAUUUCCGGCGGUAUUGCAGCCGGUUUGACCACGCCGCUAGAUGUGGCGAAAACGCGCAUUAUGUUGGCCGAACAGGGUGAAAGUAUGCGAAUGGGUGGCAUGGGACGGAUACUGAGAGGCAUUUAUCGAGACCGGGGGAUCCGGGGAGUGUUUGCGGGCUUCGUUCCACGAGUCACGUGGAUAACGCUUGGUGGGGCAAUCUUUUUUGGAAUGUACGACCUAACGCUGCGUUUUUUAGAUGCAAACGAAGGCAGGUAGUGCCUGAAUGGACAAUACAUUUUACCAAAGAUCAAAAGAAAACUGAGUACUUCCAAACGUUAUAGUUAGUGCAAUGUAACGGUAGCUUUUAUUUGCAACUGUAGAUGAAUAAAUUUACCAUAUCGUAGGAUA
Anopheles coustani is the source of this 1074-nucleotide messenger RNA. Its product is annotated as S-adenosylmethionine mitochondrial carrier protein homolog. Lineage: Eukaryota; Metazoa; Arthropoda; Insecta; Diptera; Culicidae. The record is from RefSeq and is a predicted model, not a curated record. The coding region runs from base 76 to 942 and encodes 288 amino acids. Gene Ontology annotation, cellular component: mitochondrial inner membrane. Gene Ontology annotation, biological process: transmembrane transport. The transcript is spliced from 2 exons. Gene Ontology annotation, molecular function: S-adenosyl-L-methionine transmembrane transporter activity.